Strongylus vulgaris is the source of this 768-nucleotide messenger RNA. NCBI's taxonomy places the organism in Eukaryota, Metazoa, Nematoda, Chromadorea, Rhabditida, Strongylidae. The record is from the annotation of a GenBank genome assembly.
AUGACUGUUGUUCAGAAAAGCAGCAGCGCUGAUUUAGCUUCAGCCGAGGAGCAGAAAACUGCAAAGGUACUUACUCCUCCUCGUGAAUUGUCAUUAUUCCCAACACCAGCGGAAAAAUCGAACGCUAUCGCUGGUAAUGCUCGUGUUACGACACAGAAGCGAACUAGUAGAGGAACAGGACGGCCAAAGCAAUAUAAAGUGGAAAAGACCCCUGUAAUGGGAGCCAAUGGUCAACGACAGUGCACAUUUUGCAACGGACAGGUGCGCCCUCAGAUGUGUGGCAGCAACAAGCACAGAUGGCGCUGUGUGGAUAAGAAGUGUCGAAAAUGGUAUGGAUGGGUGAAAAGUCAUGAGGAGAUUCCUAGGGAUUUGGGGAGGAAGGGACGAUGGAAUCGCGCUAAUCGUAGCAAGAAAGUUGUGAUAUCAGCACAAAAGGGGAAGGAAGAGGAGGACACUGGUCCAGCCUCGCUGUCCUCUCAGGCUGAAGCGGCUCUUGCCGCGGCUGAAAUCCAAUCUAUACGAAGUGAUAAAACUGACCCUUUAGCCUUCAUUAUGGAACAUAAUGUACAGCAUGAGGUAAAAAAGAGGCUUGGACGACCUCCGAAAGAACAUGGACUUAAGAUUCGUUUGAAGACGGGCAAAGACAAGAAGGAGGAUACUCGACAGAAACGUAAGUAUGUGCGAAGGACAAGCAAGGUAGCUGCUGGGAUCCUUCAUUGUGCAUCUCCUGUAGUUGAGCAUACGACGCAUAAACCAGGUGAAUAUUAG